GAUUGUCGAUCCCUGGAUUGCAUUGCGGAAAAAAAAGAUAAACAACAAUUUCGUUCGACGCAUUGGAUUGCAAUUUAUUUUUUAUUAGUUAUUUAGCAGAUACUACCCGAGCUAAGCUGCAGAAUAGCAAUGACUGGAAUGCUGAGAGGAGUCUUCUGCCGUCCCGAGCCGCGCCUGCUCUCCAUGCGUUGCCUUAGCUCAGCAGCUGGAGACAGCUCAUGCACCACAGAGGGAGUCAGCACAGGCGCCACGCCCCUGCGCCCACGUCCAAAUGCCCUGACCGAUGAGAUCAUACGCGUGGAUCAUGCCGGCGAACUGGGCGCAGAUCGCAUCUACGCCGGGCAAAUGGCUAUUCUGGGCAACGGACCGCUUGGCAAGACCAUCGGACACAUGUGGGAGCAGGAGAAGGAGCACCGCAAGCAGUUCGAGCAGCUCAUCCAGCAGCAUCGCGUGCGUCCAACGAUCAUGACGCCGCUCUGGAACGUGGCCGGAUUUGUGCUGGGCGCUGGAACCGCUCUGAUGGGCGAAAAGGCGGCCAUGGCCUGCACGGUGGCCGUGGAGACGGUCAUUGUGGAGCACUACAACGACCAGCUGCGCCAGAUCAUGGAGGCACCCAAUCCCGACAAGGAGCUGCUGGCGACAAUCACCAAGUUUCGGGACGAGGAGCAGGAGCACCACGACACGGGCAUCGAUCACGGGGCUGAGCAGGCGCCCUUCUACCAGGCCAUGACCGAGGUGAUCAAGUUCGGCUGCAAGACGGCCAUUGCCAUUUCGAAGAAGAUCUAGGCGGAGGAGUAGUUGGGCCGUCACCCACCCCCUGUAUAUACCAAAACUAUCUGUUCCCGCACCAUGUUAAGCAUUAAAGAUAGAGCUAGAUGUCCAGUA
Molecule: messenger RNA, 885 nt
Organism: Drosophila suzukii
Lineage: Eukaryota; Metazoa; Arthropoda; Insecta; Diptera; Drosophilidae
Gene: Coq7
Product: ubiquinone biosynthesis protein COQ7, mitochondrial
Biological process (GO): determination of adult lifespan; ubiquinone biosynthetic process; regulation of gene expression
Cellular component (GO): mitochondrial inner membrane; nucleus
Molecular function (GO): 3-demethoxyubiquinol 3-hydroxylase activity
Source: RefSeq, a predicted model, not a curated record